UCACGGUGCCACUUCCUGCUCCUCCCAGUUCAAAGAUGGCAGCCAUGGGACGGAGACGAGCGACGACACAAAUUUAGGAGUUUUGUCAUGAAACCGUACUGGGAUGUAGAGCUCUUACAUGCGUGGUUUUGACAGGACAGCGAUAUAAUUUGUCCCUGCCAAUGUGUCACCUUAGACAGACGUUUAAAAGGUUAAGCAAUAUCAUGUUCUCGUGUGGGCUAAGCUAGCAAGCAACGGUUAGCAAAUAAAUGAACUCGUCUCUUCUGCCAUUCAAGAAGAAAGUAGCUACCCUGCAUACGGUCUGUUGACACCUUGCAAGCAGCUCAAGUUCAUCAUGGCCAUCACUCAGUUCCGUCUAUUCAAGAUCUGCACAUGUCUAGCCAGCUUGCUUUCUUUCUUUAAGAGGUUGAUAUGCAGGAGUGGAAGGGGUCGCAAACUCAGUGGUGAUCAAAUAACUCUCCCUACAACAGUGGAUUUUUCAUCAUCUGUACCAAAGCAGUCUGCACAGCCGGAGAUUGAAGAAUGGAGCUCUUGGGAUGAAGAGGCUCCUACAAGUAUUAAGAUUGAAGGUGGCAACGGAAACGUUUCCCCUCCACCCAAUGAUGUCGAUGAAGAGCCUGACUACUUCAAAGACAUGGCUCCCACCAUCAGGAAAACACAGAAGAUUGUGUUGAAGAAGCGGGAGCCUCUGAACUACCUGGUGCCUGAUGGCUCAGCAGGAUUCUCCAGCAGGCUGGCAGCUUCUCAGGACAUGAUGACCUUCACUCCUCCUUCAGCUGAACUGGGAGAAAUGGACAACUGGCAGGAGGACACAAACGCCUGGGAGGACGAAUCUGAUGCUGCCUGGGAGGCAGAGGAGGUGCUCAGACAACAGAAAAUGGCUGAGAGAGAGAAGAGGUCCAUGGAGCAGCAAAAGAAAAAAUGGAGAAAGAGGCUCAGAGAAUGAUGAAGAAGGAGCAGAAGAUUGCUGUCAAGCUCUCGUAACAUUUUAAAAGUGCUCAGUUUUGAGCCGAAGGGAUUAGGGUGGAGGCAAAGACAUUAGAUCAAUCUUUAAAGUCAUCAAACCAACCAGGAUCAUCACCAUACACUACUUAUCUGUUAGCAAACUGUCCUCCUUCUGUUUCCACCAGCAGCCAUUUAUAGUGUGUUUCCAUCUACAGCAGUGUAAAAUGCAUCAGUCCUGAGGGCAGGUAAGGCACCGGGGGCAGUUGUUCAUGUGACGAGGUCAUUUUGGCCUUUAAGGGAAAGCUCCAUUUAUACGAUCCAGUUCAUCUUAGGUUAAAGGUUAGAAGCAGCUUCAGUAGCUUUAGAUUCUUAUUAAAUCUGUCAGGUAGUGUAGGAACAUGUUCUGUUUUGGUUUUUCCCACCAAGAUUUGUAAAUAAAAUGGUACCUGUGCUACCUUUUUGACUCUCAGAUAGGCAGUACAAUUCCUUUUCUUUGUCUGUUUUGACCUCAGAGGACAAAGGUGUGUAAUUUAUUUUGUGCAUCACUGUAUUCCAGUGACAUCCCUCGGUUUGCUUAAUUAUUGUGUUUUUAUAUUUAUGUCUGUCAGUGUCUGAGAACUGAUUUUUUUUUUUCUCAUGAAUGUUGCUUGAUAUUUCACAGUAUCACCCUGUGUUGUAUAGCCCUUCUUACACUGGAAAUCUGCAUUAAAAUGAAGACUGGGGAUUUUCUAAGUGAGUGUAGAUGAAUGACCGUAGGCUAGAGUCCGUCCCAACGCUGCUCCAGCUGUGGGUUCCUGUGGUAAUCUCAUGGCUGUUAUCUGACACUCAUUCUCCUCUUUUGCCAGAACUAGAUACUGGUGGAAAAUACCCACCGGUGAUGAAUGCUUUUCUCUCUUUCCUUGGGAGGACAGAGUCUUGCUGGUUGCUGUUGAAUAGUUGAUCUACUGACUGCAGAUGGAGUCUUUAUAAAACAUAGAUCACCAUCACAGUGGAGUCUCAGAGCAGCUGUCUCUGCCAGUAAGUAGGUGAAACAACAAAUGUUUGCUUCGUUGCUCAUUUACAAAUAUGAUGCCUUCAGUUAACGUUUUUGACUUAGCGUCUGGUUCUUCAUUAUUGUAAUGAAAUUCGUGGUCCGUGUUGGAAAAAUAGCUACCAGUGCAAGUGUUGUCAUGGAAACACUGGCAGGUGGAGCAGCUGAAAUGUGCUGACAUGAGACCACAUGUCUUUGGUCUUAUGAUAAAUAUUUGAAGGAAGCAAAUCUCUGCCUUUAAUUUUAGGAUUACAAAAGUUUGUCUGUGGGUUAAUAUAAUUUAUGGAAUUAUUCACUGACACGCAGAGAUGCUGAUACUGUUGAUACUUUGAUGAUGAAUGAUUAUGAACAUGAUGAUUAGUGCAUGACCGGCUUUGACAGUAUAAUUGCGAGCAGGUGUUCAUUUCAAGGGAAUUCAACAAACUGUCUAUGUGGACUUGUGAUUUCUUUUGAAAGUGUUUUCCCUGAAAAAAGGCUCAUUUAAUUUUUGUCUUGCACAUAUUUUUUUUUGAAUCAUUGACACCCCCUUUUUUCAAACGUUUUCACUGUGUGACUUCAUGUUAAAAAUGUCCAUGGUUGAGCACAAACAAGGACUUCAUGAGGUAAUGAGUCUGCAAGCUCAGUCCACAUCUGGCAGAUUGUGUACCUGCUGUACCAGUCCUACACAGGUUUUUAAUAAAAUGAUGUGAUUCAUA
Acanthochromis polyacanthus (spiny chromis) is the source of this 2670-nucleotide messenger RNA. It is a transcript of the gene ebag9, whose product is annotated as estrogen receptor binding site associated antigen 9. The transcript has 7 exons. Bases 335 to 946 code for a protein of 203 amino acids. Gene Ontology annotation, cellular component: secretory granule. Lineage: Eukaryota; Metazoa; Chordata; Actinopteri; Pomacentridae. The record is from RefSeq and is a predicted model, not a curated record.